GUUCACAUUGCCCUCUUCCGCAUCUCUCUCUCUCUCUUUCCCUCUCCCUUUCUUUUCCUUCUUCCUCUUUCUCCGGCCAAGAGAGCUCCGGCCGACCAUCCAUUAUCCUAUUCGCAGCUUCGGAGGCCCUUAGCAAAUAUCCUCUCGCCGGACAGCAGCAAGAUCAGGGCAACAAGACGCGAUUCCGGCAAGGAUUGCGAAACAGCGCAGCGGCAUUUUUCGCCAUUUUCUGGAGAUUCCGUCCACCUCAGCCAUCGAGUUUGGGCUCUACUGAUUCCCCUCGGUCCAAAAUUCGAUUCAAGACCAACCUUGCGAUAUUCCGCUUCCCGGUCUGCGCUUACUGAGCAUCGAAAAUUUUUAGGCCUAGACAUUUCCGUUCAGAUCUAGGUCAAAACGGCAUUAACUCGAACUAUUCAAAACUACCUUUGGACUCCUCGCUUCGAAAGCUUCGAUUAGAGAGCAAUUUUAGAAUUUGUCGACGCCGAAAAAGUUUCGGACGUUGGAAUCAAAAAGUUAUCAUUGAGAAUUGAAACGAUGUCUAUUGAUCCUACUGCACCAAUGACUUACAUGGAUGAGGAUGCUUCUUCGGGCUCUGGAGAUGAUGGGAACAUGUUGGAUGGACAAAACAAGCUUCAGUCGGGAACACCCUCUAAUUCUGGUCGUCGCAAGAGGAGUCGUAAGGCUACUGGUGAUGCUAUUGUGGACGCUAUGCUUGAAAUUGCAGCUGCUUCCAAAAUGAGGGCCGCUGCCAUAAUGAAGAAUGAGGACCGCUUUUCCAUAAGUAAAUGCAUUAAAGUCUUGGAUGAGAUGCAAGAUACUUCAACUAGCAUGGACAACUUUGACUUAGAAUUGGACGAGAUGGAAUUAGUUGCAGCAGCCGCAGGCUACUACUAUUAUAAUAGUAUAAACAGGCAGCCUCGUUGCAGUUCCUCACCAAGUGGAAGUGGCUUCAUGACUGAAGUGCUGGAAGGCCAUGAUGAUUUAUGUCGGGAAAUGUUUCGGAUGGAUAAACAUGUUUUUCACAAGUUAUGUAAUGAUCUUCGGCAGAGAGGCAUGUUACGUGAUACUGCUGGUGUUAUGAUAGAGGAACAGCUGGGAAUUUUCUUAAACAUCAUUGGUCAUAAUGAGCGUAACAGAGUAAUCCAAGAGAGGUUUCAACAUUCAGGUGAAACCAUAAGCAGGCAUUUCAAUAAUGUGUUGAAGGCAAUCAAGUCACUUUCACGUGAAUUCCUGCAACAACCUCCUCUUGCAACUCCUUCAGAAAUUCUCUGUAGCAGUCGGUUUUAUCCAUAUUUUAAGGAUUGCAUUGGAGUCAUAGAUGGCAUGCACAUCCCUGCACAUGUGCCAGCCAAAGACCAAUCUCGAUUUCGUAAUAGGAAAGGGGUUUUAUCUCAAAAUGUUUUGGCAGCAUGCACAUUUGACUUGCAGUUUAUAUUCAUUUAUCCAGGUUGGGAAGGCUCUGCUGCAGAUUCACGUGUAUUAAGGGCAGUCCUUGAUGAUCCAGAUCAGAAUUUCCCACAUAUACCUGAAGGAAAAUAUUAUCUAGUUGAUACAGGGUACUCAAAUGUGGAAGGAUUUAUCGCUCCAUAUCUAGGAGUUCGUUAUCACCUUCAUGAAUUUAGAGGUGCCAAUCAGUUGCCUAGAAAUGCAAGAGAAUUAUUCAAUCACCGACAUUCAUCUCUUAGGAAUGUCAUCCAGAGGUCUUUCAGUGUGCUAAAAACUCGAUUUCCCAUCCUCAAACUUGCCCCUCAAUAUGGAUUUCAUAUCCAAAGGGAUAUAGUAAUUGCUGCAUGUGUUUUACAUAAUUACAUCCGACGUGAGGAAAGAAAUGAUUGGUUGUUUGCUAGUGUUGAUGGGGUUGCAGUGGAAGAACUGCCUGAUUUUGAUGAUCAAACUGAAAUGCAGCUGGCAUCUUCCAUUCAGGAGCAAAUUGCUUUCUCAUUGCGAGAAUCAAUCGCAGCAGCAAUGUGGAAUGACUUCAUUAACAAAUGGGAUCAGUGGUGAUUGGUAUCAUUAAUCUUCGAAGGUGGUAAGAUAUUCUUAUGAUAGUACCUGUGUUUAUUAUUCUUGCGGGAGAGUUUAAUUAAUUCAACCAUACAGGACCGUAGUGUUUUUUUUUUUGUUUUUUUUGUUUUGUUUUGUUUUUUUUUUUUGUUUCAACUCCACAUAACAAAGGAAACAUUGAUUUUUAUAUUCUCCAUUUGGUUGUUGCUAUUGCUGCUGCUUCUUGUGGAGGCGAUCCAUCCGGACUAGUCAGUAGUACGAUGAUAGGGUAGCUGCUUUAGUAAUGACUUACAUGCUGUAAUGAUAUUUAGCUCUGUUAUGCUUAAUCCUCUUUAUUUUCAUUGUUAUGCAA
Messenger RNA from Manihot esculenta (cassava), 2356 nucleotides. RefSeq lists its product as uncharacterized. The transcript has 5 exons. NCBI's taxonomy places the organism in Eukaryota, Viridiplantae, Streptophyta, Magnoliopsida, Malpighiales, Euphorbiaceae. The coding region runs from base 535 to 2004 and encodes 489 amino acids. The record is from RefSeq and is a predicted model, not a curated record.